Vespula pensylvanica (western yellowjacket) is the source of this 2034-nucleotide messenger RNA. RefSeq names its product carnitine O-acetyltransferase-like. Gene Ontology annotation, biological process: carnitine metabolic process, CoA-linked. The record is from RefSeq and is a predicted model, not a curated record. The transcript is spliced from 12 exons. Bases 95 to 1900 code for a protein of 601 amino acids. NCBI's taxonomy places the organism in Eukaryota, Metazoa, Arthropoda, Insecta, Hymenoptera, Vespidae. Gene Ontology annotation, cellular component: peroxisome. Gene Ontology annotation, molecular function: carnitine O-acetyltransferase activity.
UAUAUAUACACAUGAUUGGUCAUAGUACAUAAUGAAAGAGCCAUAUGUGACAUUAAAUUAUUAGGUACAUGGCAGAAUAUGUAAUACUAUUUCAAUGAUGUUACGUGCACAAUUAACAACAUUGAAAUUAAAUAAACAAGAACUUCCUAAACAGCCAAUUCCAGAUUUAAAAAAAACUGCGGAACGAUAUUUGACAUCUGUAAAACCAUUAUUGAGUGAAAAUGAAUAUUGUAAUACAAAAAGAAUUGUUGAGGAAUUUAUUUCUGAAAGUGGUCCUGGACCUUUUUUACAAUCAAAAUUAUUAGAAAGAUAUCAUAAUACCGAUAAUUGGAUGAAUAACUGGUGGAUAGAAGCAGCAUACUUAGGUUAUAGAGUUCCUCUUAUCAUGAAUUCUAAUCCUGCUGUUGUUGGUCCACCUUUAAAAUUUUGUCAUAAAGAAGAUAUAUAUAUAACUGCAGCACAUAUUAUUAAAGCUAUUUGUGAUUAUAAUGAUAUGUUGAAAAGUGGUAAAAUAAAACAAGAAAUGAUUAAAAAUGAACCACUAGAUAUGCAACAAUAUGGAAUGAUUCUUGGAACGUAUCGUCGACCUGCACCAAAAUGUGAUCAACUACUACACACUGAUGAUUCGAAACACGUUAUAAUAAUGAGUAAUAAUAAUUUCUUUAAACUUGAUGUUAUUAAAAAUUCUUGUGUUUUAAAUGAAAGUCAAAUUGCUGGUGCAAUCAAAGAUAUUGUCAGUCGUUCCCAAACAAAAGGGAUGCCUAUUGGUAUUUUAACAGGAAAUGACAGAGAAACAUGGGCAGAAUGUUACUGCGUACUUAAAGAACAAGGAAAUAAUAGGAAAAUAAUAGAAGAUAUUGAGCAAUCAAUGUUCAUAUUAUGUCUGGAUAAAGAAAUGCCUAAAGAAAUUUUUGGAAACAGAAAUAAUGCUUCUGUUAGAGCUCUACAAUCCUUAAGCGGUUAUAACAGUGAUUUAAAUGCAGGAAACAGAUGGCAUGAUAAGACUAUACAGUACUUUGUUUCUACGGACGGUUUUCUGGGAUUGGAAAUGGAGCACAGUCCAUGCGAAGGUGUCCCGGUUGCUGUGUUACAUGACCAUAUUGUAAAAUAUAUCACAUCAAAAUUAAAUGAUGUAAAAUGUGACAAAUUCGAUAACUUCCCAAGAGCAGAAUGUUUAAAAUUUGAAACCAAUGACAUAAUAGAUUGUGCUAUUCAAAAUGCUACCUGCAUUGUGGAUAGUAUCUCACAAAAUGUUCAUAUGGAUUGCUUUACAUUUAAUGAGUUUGGAAGUAAAGAGAUAAAGAAAUAUAAGACAAGUCCUGAUAGCUUCAUUCAAAUUGCCAUGCAAGUUACUUAUUACAAAGUUCGCAAUGAACCACCAAAUCAUUAUGAAAGCGCUGGAUUAAGAAGAUUUAAAAAUGCAAGGACAGAAUGUAUCAGAUCGACUAGCACCGAAUCUGUAUCAUUUGCAAAAGCCAUGAGUAAAGAUGGAUGUACGGAUGAAAAACAAUUAAAAGAAAUGAUGUUUACAGCCAUAAACAAACAUAAAACGACUGCAACCGAGGCUUCAUUAGGACAAGGUGUCGAUAGGCACUUAUUUGGUUUAAAAAUGAUAGCUUCUAUCGAAUCAAUGUGUCUUCCAGAAUUAUAUAAGGAUGUUGCAUAUAUUAAAAGUACAUACUAUGAUUUAACAACGAGUCAAGUACCUUUUAAAACAUCGUCAUUUAUGUGUUAUGGUCCGGUUGUACCAGAAGGUUACGGUUGUUGUUAUAAUCCUCGAGAGAACGAUAUUCUCUUUGGUUGCUCUUCCUUCAAAUCCAGUACAAAACCAGAUGCAACACAAUUUGCCAACACUUUAAAGGAAACUUUGUGUCGGAUGAGAAAUUUAUGUAAUGUUUGAUUGAAUAUAUAUUAUUUAAUAGUAUAAAUAUAUAUUAUAAUUAUUUCAUUUGUUAACUUGGAUAGAUUAUCCAUACGCUAUAUUGUUUUCAUAAUUUAUAUAUAAACAAUAAAAUUCUCAAUUUCCAAACAUAA